Vespa crabro (European hornet) is the source of this 3275-nucleotide messenger RNA. RefSeq names its product G patch domain-containing protein 1 homolog. Bases 221 to 3076 code for a protein of 951 amino acids. Gene Ontology annotation, cellular component: nucleus. Gene Ontology annotation, biological process: mRNA processing. The record is from RefSeq and is a predicted model, not a curated record. The transcript is spliced from 4 exons. Gene Ontology annotation, molecular function: RNA binding. Lineage: Eukaryota; Metazoa; Arthropoda; Insecta; Hymenoptera; Vespidae.
GUCGAUAUCGAUCAAUGUAUGCGUGCGCACAAUGUAUGUGAGUAUAUAUUGGUAUUGGUAGAGUAUCAAUCGGAGCAUAUGAUAGUAUACGUUGAAAUCACUGACAUGCACCAUAACCUCCAUGAUAUUAUGUUUACAAAGUGUACUCGGGGUUAAAUAAUAUUUUUUAUUUAAUUAUUAUAAACUUCAAGCAUUGUGUUAUAUAUAAACGUAAAAAGAAAUGAGUGAUUCUGAGGACGAAAAUUAUGCAACUUUUGGUAUACCUUUGGAACCUUUAGAUGAAGAAAAUUUACCAAGGAAAAAAGCUGUAACAGUAGAAGAUCAAUAUGCAUAUGACGCGCAAGGUAGACGUAGAUUUCAUGGUGCUUUCACCGGUGGUUUUUCUGCGGGAUAUUUUAAUACUGUUGGAACGCGUGAUGGAUGGAAACCACAACAGUUUAAAUCCUCAAGAGGUAGUAAAGCAAAAACAAUCGAACAACAACCAGAAGAUUUUAUGGAUGAAGAAGAUGUAAGCAUAUUUGGCAUAGCACCAAAAGGUAUUAGAGCCAAUAGUGACUACGAGUAUCAUGGACAAAAAGGUACAAAAAGAGGAAGAACUGAAAUAAUUAAUAAUCGAUCUCUAUCAUAUAAUCCUGUAUUAAAAGAACUUUUGAGGCCUGUCAGAGAAACAGUUGGUAUUGCUCUUCUGAAAAAAAUGGGAUGGAAACCAGGACAAGGAAUAGGAAAUAGGAUUACAAAGAAAGAGAAGAUUAAAGCAAAACAACAGAUUGAAAGAAUUAAAGUAUAUGGCUGUUCCUUACCCAAAAAUGAAGAAAAAGAAAUUGAUAGUAAUAUUGAUUCUGACGAUGAAACACCUAAUAUUACAUUUGCUCCUGAUGAUUAUGAGCCUUUUAAAUCUAAGGGAAAAGAUAAUUACUUUGGUAUUGGAUAUAGUGGGUUAAAUAGACAAAAUAUAUUAUCUAAUCAAAUUAACGAAGAAUAUAAUUAUCAAAGCAAUAAUAAAAUCCUUCCAAUAUUUGGACAUGCAUUUGGAGUUGGUGCUUUUGAAGCAGAUGAUGAGGAUAUAUAUGAAAGAGAAGAUAUGUCCCGAUAUGAUUCUGUAUUGGGACCAGAACGCAAAAGUAAAACAAGAUGGUCGAAGGAUAAUAUUUCAAAUGACAAUGGAAGCAAUUGUAUAGAAGGAUUUGUACAAGCAAAAGAUAAAUUAAAUUAUAGAAAGACUUUUGCAUUGCCUUGUCUUCCAAAAAACUAUUGCGCAAUUCAUAUUACCAGAAAAAGUAGAUUUUUUCCACCUAUCCCACAUCAAUCAAUUAAUGAGAAGAAGAAGAGCCUUAAUGUUAUAAAAAGAGCUAAAAUCUUACAAGACAUUAAUUUCACUGAUACAGCAAUUCAAGGAAAACUUGACACAACUGCAAAAACAUUAAAUUCUACAAUUUCUAUGCCUGUUGAUAAUUCAAUAUCAGAACCAUUGAAUUCAUCAGAAAAUCAAAAGGCAAAAAAUAGUGAAAAAGUAGUUGAAAAACCAAAAACACAAGUAAAUAGUAUGUGGGUGGGCAAAUUAAAUACAAAAACAUUUGUCAGUGGUGGUGUCACAGGUACAGAACAAAUCACUUCUGGAUUAUUAAAUAUACCAACACAUUUAAAUAGCUCUUCUUCAUUCGCCAAUGUAGAAUCAGUUAAUAACCAAAUUUAUAAGAGUCCAGUUUUAACUGAUCAAAAUAAACAAGAACGAUUUGAACAGACCCUUACUUGUUUAAAAACUAAUGAUAAACAUAAAUAUGAUAACAUACAAUCACUUUCUACGAUUAAAUCAGACAAAGAUUUAGAACUUGUUGAAUUUAAAAAAGCAACUAAAUCUAUUGAACAAGAAUCAAGUAAUGAUAAUGAUAUAAAUAACUCAAAUAAAUAUAUAAUAAAUAUAACUGAUAGUUUAGAAAAGCAAAAAGAUGAAGCUGCCAAGAUGGAAAUGUUUGGAAAACUAACUCGAGAGAUAAUUGAAUGGCAACCUGCAAGUAUUGUAUGUAAAAGAUUUAAUAUUCCUGAACCACGAAAUAGUUGUAUACAAACUAAAAUAGAGAAGAAACCGAGGUUUUCAGUAUUUAAUUCAUUAGAUUUAGAUGUAUCCUCCAGAUUUUUAAAAGUAACUGACACAAUUGGCAAAGACAUAGAUAAUAAGGCAUCUACCUCAUAUAAAGAUGAAUUCAUAAAAGAUUAUGCACUUCCUUCUUCCACGUACUAUAAGACUUCUGUUGAAAAUCAGGAACCAGAAAUAAUGUCAGAAAAAAUGAAGAAUUUUGAAGCUUCAUAUGAAAAAAUAUUUGGCAAAACAGUCCAUGAGGUACCUUCAACAAAAUUAUUGAAAUGCAAUACUGAACAAGAAUUUCUUAAUGAAGAAAGUAAUAUGCUAAAUAUAGAACAACAUCAAAUUUUGGCAGACAUUGAAAAAUCUCAACACAAAGAGACUAGUAUAGCUCAUAAAAAGAAUUCAGAAGAAAAAAAAGAUCUUUUUAGAGCAAUUUUUCUUAGUAGUAGCGAAGAAUCAGAAACAGAGAUAGAAGAAAAUAUCGAUAACGAAGUUGUAAAGUCAGUGUUGAUUGGUGAUUCUUCGAAUGAUGUUAAUAUAUCAAGAAAUAUGUCACCACCUAGAGGCAUUUUUGCCAAAUUGGAUCUUGAGGACCUUGUAAAAAAAACACAUGUCAGUACAGAAGAUAUUGAGAGUAAUAUCAAAGAAAAAGGAACGAGUUUGCAAUUAGAACCACAGACUAUCAUUGAACAAAAUUACGAAAAUAAUACCUGUGAUACGCUACAAAUGCCAUUACCAGAGAAAGUAUAUGGACCGAUGCUUCCUUCAAGAUUGAUCAAAGAUGGAAAUAUUUUAACAGAUUCUACUGGAAGUACAGAAUUUUCAAGGCCUAUUUGUAAAAGCGUCAUAGUACCAAAAGUCGUAGAAGAUUUUCAAGGAAAGUGGGUGGAAUUACAUAAAACAAAGAAAUCAAAAAAAGUUAAAAAGAAACAUAAACAUAAAGAACAUAAAAGUUCAAAAAGUAAGCGAAAAUCCAAAAAGCAUAAACGUUAAUUAAAUAACCUUUAGAGAGUUAAAGGUUUCUUAGCUUUUAUCUUUUUUUUAUGUGUUAUAUUUUAGAAUUAAAUAUUACAUGAAUAUUUGUUAUGUAGAAUACAUCAGUUUUUUCAUAAAGUUGAAUGUUAUUAAUGUAUAUCUAGAAAAUGAAACAACUUUAUAUUAUUUAGAAAUAAAAAGAUAAUAUAACUGAUCA